Molecule: messenger RNA, 741 nt
Organism: Fusarium pseudograminearum CS3096
Lineage: Eukaryota; Fungi; Ascomycota; Sordariomycetes; Hypocreales; Nectriaceae
Exons: 1
Coding region: 1-741 (246 amino acids)
Source: RefSeq, a predicted model, not a curated record
AUGUCGUUAUUACCUGAAAUCAUUUCUUAUUUAAACUCAGACGCUUCAGGAUUAAAUGAUUUUAUAGCCUAUCUUUCAAAAAAUCAUUGUCUAGAAACCCUCCAAUUCAUCCAAGAUACCUCGAGAUACCGAGUAUGUUACGCAGAGAUAGUCGAGGAUGAAAAAAUCCCUUGGGAGUAUCUAAGACGCCAUUACGGUUAUCUGCAGGAACUAUGGGAUGAUCUCCUAGGCGCCUAUAUCCUUCCUAACGGAGAUCGCGAGGUCAACCUACCUUGUGAAGUUAGGACCCGACUUCUUGGGUUGCGUUCUUCUUCAUUGCCUCCACAUCCAUCGGAGCUGGAUGAUGCCAUCCAAAUUGUCCUUGAGCUCAUGGAGGACUCGAUCCUCCCUGGGUUCUUGAAGUCUUAUGAGUCACUUGAUCAAUCUAGAGGUGGAUUGGUUGGUGGCUGGAGGGGACUUCUCGGCGGAUUUUCACGGACAGUUUCAACGCCCACAUCAGAAGGGGACCACGAGGAUUCUGUAUCGCGGUCUUCCGGUUCAAGAGAGGACGAUAAGGACACUCAAUGUACACGCCGCCUCUUCCUAAAAGCUGCCCUCGCAUCACCUCGCAGGCAUCUUCUGCGGCCUUUAGAAAAGUUACUUGACCAUACUGUCUGCAGUGUCAGGAGUAUGAGAUGGUUCAAGGAGCCACUAGAGAAAGAUGGAGCAGCAGACACUGAGAUCGACACUAAAGAUAAGUGA